Molecule: messenger RNA, 1459 nt
Organism: Mandrillus leucophaeus (drill)
Lineage: Eukaryota; Metazoa; Chordata; Mammalia; Primates; Cercopithecidae
Gene: GPR6
Product: G protein-coupled receptor 6
Exons: 7
Coding region: 215-1459 (414 amino acids)
Biological process (GO): G protein-coupled receptor signaling pathway
Cellular component (GO): membrane
Molecular function (GO): sphingosine-1-phosphate receptor activity
Source: RefSeq, a predicted model, not a curated record
AUGGGGACCCCCUGCUGCUGCGGCUCUGGGAGCCGGCGGCGGAGCUAAUGGGUCUCUGGAGCUGUCCUCGCAGCUGUCGGCUGGGCCACCGGGACUCCUGCUGCCAGCGGUGAAUCCGUGGGACGUGCUCCUGUGCGUGUCGGGGACAGUGAUCGCUGGAGAAAAUGCGCUGGUGGUGGCGCUCAUCGCGUCCACUCCGGCGCUGCGCACGCCCAUGUUCGUGCUGGUGGGCAGUCUGGCCACCGCUGACCUGCUGGCGGGCUGUGGCCUCAUCUUGCACUUUGUGUUCCAGUACGUGGUGCCCUCUGAGACUGUGAGUCUGCUCACGGUGGGCUUCCUCGUGGCUUCCUUCGCCGCUUCUGUCAGCAGCCUGCUGGCCAUUACGGUGGACCGCUACCUGUCCCUGUAUAACGCGCUCACCUAUUACUCGCGCCGGACCCUGUUGGGCGUGCACCUCCUGCUUGCCGCCACCUGGACCGUGUCCCUAGGCCUGGGGCUGCUGCCUGUGCUGGGCUGGAACUGCCUGGCAGAGCACCCCUUUCGCAGGGGUCUCUGGGCUCCAGGGCGCUCCAAGCUUCGCAAGGGCAGAAACUUCGCUUUCAGCACCACGGACAGCGUAUCCGCUGCCAAGCUCCCUGGAGAUGUCCUGGUCGCGCCGCCACAACCCGAGCGGGACUCUCCCAGGAUGACACUCCUAGCUGGUGCACUCGGUGCAAAUCCGGCCGCAAUGAACGCGAGCGCCGCCUCGCUCAACGACUCCCAGGUGGUGGUAGUGGCGGCCGAAGGAGCGGCGGCGGCGGCCACACUCCCUCAUCGCCUCACACAGCUCUCCAAGAGGCAGCUGACCCUAUGGACCCAACCGCCUCUCCGAAGAGUAGCUGCGCCCUUGGUAAAGGAGGAAAUGGAAAAGGAGAAACCCAGAGGGGAGGGUGUGCUCAAACCAUCCUUGGCUGUAGCUGCCUCUAGGAGCCCAGAUGCCCCAGACAGACUGUGCAAGAGCAGGACCUUCCCCAGCAUGAGGAACCCCAAGGGCCAUCAGCUGGAGACCCAGAGAAGUUUGUCAUCUUUGACCGGCAGCAAGCAAGACCAGUCCCUCCUGACCGCUGCUGACACCUGUGAUCUCAUAAAGAGGUGGUCCUGUUCAUGCUGUAGCAAAACCACCCAGAGCCUGCCUGAUUCAGAAGGGAGCCCUGACUGUGAGCUAAACCUCACCUUGCACAAAGGGCCUGAGGCUCCCCACAGCAAAGCCCUGCCGGGCUGCGGGCCACAAGAAGCAUCAAGAAGAAACUACAAAGAACCACCUGCUGUGUUUCUAACCACUAGGUCCUCACGUGCACAAACCACAUUGCUCAUUUCAUGCAGGGGAUCCAAAAUGACUGUGAGAGCUCUGAAACCUGUGAUCACACUGAGCUCUCCCUGGGACCUGGAACCAGCUGCGAACAGCCUCACGAGUGGGUGA